Molecule: messenger RNA, 832 nt
Organism: Amaranthus tricolor (Joseph's coat)
Lineage: Eukaryota; Viridiplantae; Streptophyta; Magnoliopsida; Caryophyllales; Amaranthaceae
Product: protein PAL OF QUIRKY-like
Exons: 2
Coding region: 57-605 (182 amino acids)
Molecular function (GO): protein binding
Source: RefSeq, a predicted model, not a curated record
GUUUGAAACAAAUACUUCAAAACCACGUUUUGUCUCUCUUCGGACCUCCAUCUUCCAUGGCAACUCAGAAUAAAACCCUGAAUCUUACUUCAACCAAAAAGGUUCAUAUUAAGUUUCUCUACAGUUAUGGCGGUGAAAUCCGUAUUCGUCCUACCGAUGGUCUUCUCCGUUACGUUGGUGGCUUCACUCGCGUCCUCUCUGUUUUUCGCUCAAUCACUUUCUCAGAAUUAAUGGCGAAACUGGAGAAUCUGUGUGGUUUUUCGGUGUAUCUUCGGUGUCAAUUACCAAGCGAAGAUCUCGAUGUUCUAGUAUCAAUCAAAUCUAACGACGAUCUCUAUUAUAUAAUCGAAGAAUACGAUAAAGCGUCGUUCAUUUAUGGUAAAGAGGUGAAGAUUAGAGCAAUUCUCUCGCCGAAAUCAUCACCACCUACAACAUCUUCAUCGUCGUCUUCUGGUGCCUAUCUCUCUCCGAUAAACAGCGAGCGACGAAAAUUCGUCAACCAGAAAACACCAAUACCAGUGGUUCGGUUUGCUCCUCCGGCUAGACAUUGUCAUAACGGUAUCGUUCGAGAUUGUUGCCAUUAUCAAGCCAACUCACGACGUUAAUACUUUCUUCAACAUUCAAAUCUCUUGCAUUAAAAUUGCUUUUUUACAAAAAAAAAAAAAUACAUACGAUUUUAUGUAUCUAAACGUACAAUAUAAAUACAUUAGCAAACGAAUUGGCCUCACGUAUAGUUUCUUAUUAGUCCGUUUGUUCGGCCAGUGAUUUCUCUGCACUCCAAUAUAAUUUUACCCAUUAGGGUUUCGUCAAUUGUUGCAGUCUCUUACAAUGA